AUGCCUCUCGACGAAGAGGGCGCCAAAUGGUCCUGCGAGCCGUGCAUCAGAGGCCAUCGCUCGUCCAAAUGCCAGCACUUCGACCGUCUGAUGAUGAAGGUGCCCAAGGCCGGCCGUCCGCUCGCCAAAUGCCCGCAUCCCAAGGGCACCUGUAGCUGCCAGAAGAUCUAUGCCUUCAUGGUCCGCAUCCCCAAAGGUGAGCACAAUUGA
Molecule: messenger RNA, 210 nt
Organism: Ophidiomyces ophidiicola
Lineage: Eukaryota; Fungi; Ascomycota; Eurotiomycetes; Onygenales; Onygenaceae
Exons: 2
Coding region: 1-210 (69 amino acids)
Biological process (GO): positive regulation of transcription by RNA polymerase II; intracellular iron ion homeostasis; intracellular copper ion homeostasis
Cellular component (GO): nucleus
Molecular function (GO): copper ion binding; RNA polymerase II cis-regulatory region sequence-specific DNA binding; DNA-binding transcription factor activity, RNA polymerase II-specific
Source: RefSeq, a predicted model, not a curated record